AUGCUUUGCCCAGAGCAGCCUUGCGUCGUAGAGGUGGUCUCGCAGUUAUCGACUCCGGCAUUUCUCGCAUGCUUGGACCGAUUUGUUGCUAGAAGAGGUCUCCCGAGCAAGAUGAUGUCCGACAACGCAAAAAAUUUCGUCGGAGCUAAACGUGAGCUGUCUGAACUUUAUAUCUGGUGGGCCUCCGAGAAUACGAGACAAGAAAUCGACGUCCAGAUGGUGAAGCAGAGCAUCGAAUGGAGCUUCAUACCGCCGUCAGCCCCUCACUUUGGAGGAUUAUGGGAGGCGGCGGUAAAGUCACUGAAAUAUCACCUCACUCGGGUUUUGGACCAUCAACCAUUUACUUUUGAAGAGUUAUGCACCGUGGCUAUCAAGAUUGAAGCAAUUCUAAAUUCACGCCCUCUCUACGCGAUGUCAUCCGAUCCCGACGAUUAUUCUAUGUUGACACCUGGACAUUUUUUAGUCGGCGACGCCCUAGUAUCCUAG
Messenger RNA from Cimex lectularius (bed bug), 486 nucleotides. RefSeq lists its product as uncharacterized. The transcript has a single exon. The coding region runs from base 1 to 486 and encodes 161 amino acids. Gene Ontology annotation, biological process: DNA integration. NCBI's taxonomy places the organism in Eukaryota, Metazoa, Arthropoda, Insecta, Hemiptera, Cimicidae. Gene Ontology annotation, molecular function: nucleic acid binding. The record is from RefSeq and is a predicted model, not a curated record.